Messenger RNA from Porites lobata, 17083 nucleotides. The record is from the annotation of a GenBank genome assembly. Lineage: Eukaryota; Metazoa; Cnidaria; Anthozoa; Scleractinia; Poritidae.
AUGGACGACGUAACGUGUACUGGCAACGAAAGAUCAUUAACAGUGUGUUCUCACAGAGGUUGGGGAAUAGAAAACUGUGAUCAUGACGAAGACGCAGGUGUCCUGUGCUCAAGUAAUAAAAAAGUUAUUUUUGAGUAAUUAAUGCAUCGUUAUACAGUCCUUCACGCCCGGGCCUUCACGCCGCUAAGUGAGUUUGGCCGUAAAUGUUUCAUUGCAUGACGAGAUUCAUAGAGAUCUGAAAUCGUAGACCCCUGCUGAUGUUCGCCUAUUCAAUAGGCGAACAUCAGCAGGGGAGCUCUGUAGAAGUAAGGGACGGACCAUUAGAAAAGUUAUGGGGGGGAGGGGAAUUUUCGAGCUGCAAGAAUUUUUUUUCGUUAUCAGAUUCUUUGCAUGAAUUUUAUUUAGGCCAUUGCAUGAAUAUUUUUUAGGGUUAAUUGGCGUGCAUGAAUUUUUUUUCAUUUAAUUUUCCCUUGCGCGAAUUUUUUUUUUGUACUUCGCCCGCCCCCCCCAUAAGUUUUCUAAUGGUCCGUCCCUAAUCAACUUUUUACGGCUCAUUUGCUUGGAGGUGACAAAUUCUCAUAUCAACGGAAUUCCUGUACGUCAACAAGAUUUCGGUUCAACAAAGAACUCAGCUACAAAUUAGCCGCAUUGGAAGUCUUUCUGCCGAACCGGAGUGCAUUUGCCUCUGUAGUGGCUGCUCUUAAAAUUUAUUGUACUUCGAGAAGAGUGAUUUUACGCACUUCUUACUGAGGAAUUUUCCAUUGUAUAUUUUCUUUACUUGUAUUUAUUAAACACUAAGCGCCAGUUACUUAGCUGGUAUAUUACAAAAUCGCGUCAUAAUUAAGCCCUUUUCUGUUUAACCAACGCUUUUAUCAAACCUUAUUUAUCGUGAAUAAUUUCAAUACAGCAUAUAAGGCAGACUGGAAAACUAAAGCACUUAUUUUCUUAAACUAACCGACCAAGAAAUUAAGAGGCCUGGAGGUCCAAUGAUUUCUGAAACCGCGGCCUAAGGUAACCCGUAAUGGUUUGAAAGUAAUGUCACUCUAUUUUCUUUUUGCCUCUCUCGCAAGUGAAAGUCAGAGUUCACAGAGACUGUGCGGUUUUCUCGAGUGCGUUUUAGAAGCUGCCUUAACGGAAAGGUUACUACACUACCGGAAUUAAAACAUCGAGGAUAUUAUUAAUUUAAAGCCGCGGAGUCUUUUCCCCAACAAUGAAUAAUAUUACCUCUAACUUUCUGCGAUAACGCUGCAAAAUAUUUCAGAUUAUUUUUCAACCGAAUAGGCUGCGAAUUUAAUGCGAUGAUCAUGUUCACUUUCUUACCUUCAUCCGCAUUUCAAAUAUUUCAAUUCAUGCUUACAAGAUCUCCCUAAUUUUAUGUCUGAACGCAAGGCUUUUUUAAUGGAAACUUCAUUCAAGGGCAGAACUAACACUAAGCGCUAAACGGAAACUGCCUUAUGAAAAAACUUUUAAAAUUGACGCGCUGUUUUAAAGGCCUCACUGGAUCUCUAUGGGGUUAAAUACAAAUGUAAGCGAAACACUAAUUUUGCAAUAUUUAAAUAAUGUCUAAAAAAAAAGCUUUCCUCUGAGAUACGUGGCGAAUAAAAUUCUCACAGAGCCACAGCCUAAAAAGGCUAAGCUACUCUGUUGAAUCAGGAAGGCCAAACUUUUUGUCUUAAUGCUGGACAAAGAUUCAAACAAUAUCUAAAAGCGAGUUUUUAGUUCCCUCUGAGACACCCGGAGAAUAAAAUUCUCACAGAGCCACAGCCUAAAAAGGCUAAGCUGCUCUGUUGCAUCAGGAAGGCCAAACUUUUUUUCUUACUGCUGGACAGAGAUUCAAACAAUAUCUAAAAGCGAGUUUUUAGUUCCCUCUGAGACACCCGGAGAAUAAAAUUCUCACAGAGCCACAGCCUAAAAAGGCUAAGCUGCUCUGUUGAAUCAGGAAGGCCAAACCGCUUUACUUAAUGCUAGACGGAGAUUCAAACAAUAUCUGAGAAGCGAGUUUUUAGUUCCCUCUGAGACACCAGGAGGAUAAAAUUCUCACAGAGCCACAACCUAAAAAGGCUAAGCUGCUCUGUUGCAUCAGGAAGGCCAAACUUUUUUUCUAAAUGCUGGACAGAGAUUCAAACAAUAUCUAAAAGCGAGUUUUUAGUUCCCUCUGAGACACCCGGAGAAUAAAAUUCUCACAGAGCCACAGCCUAAAUAGGCUAAGCUGCUCUGUUGCAUCAGGAAGGCCAAACUUUUUUUCUAAAUGCUGGACAGAGAUUCAAACAAUAUCUAAAAGCGAGUUUUUAGUUCCCUCUGCCUCUGAGACACCCGGAGAAUAAAAUUCUCACAGAGCUACAGCCUAAAAAGGCUAAGCUGCUCUGUUGCAUCAGGAAGGCCAAACUGUUUUACUUAAUGUGGGGCAUACACUAUCAUCUUCACGGAUCCAAUCAGUGCAAAAUUAAAUAAAGCUUUAAUCUGUAAAUCAAUUUUUGGUUUAAGAAAUUUUACUCACUUUUACUAACUGUUGAUAGCCACUGGCCGCUUUGGCAAAAUAAAUUUUCCUGUUUUCUUAAAAGGGAUUCGAUAAAAUUGAAAAUAUCCACUACGAUCCACACUUAAAAACUGAACUCUGACUCGUUUGCGAUCAGGCUUAAGAAAUAGUGAUCUCCAUCAACAUUCUCCAUCAACAUUACACUUUCACAUCAUUAGCAGUUAUUGAGAAUUUAUGAAAUGAUCGAGUGAUCAGUGUCGACCUUAAAACGUUUUUGCGCCAAAAUGAUAAUAGGUAUCCAUUUGAAGAUGAUACAAAGGAACCCAAAAUAGACUUACCAAGUUUCGGACGAUGUUUAGAAAAUUGAAAAGGGCUGGAGAGCAUCACCGUUCAGGCUAAAUCCAGUCAGCGACAAUAAAAAUCAUUUAAGCUUACAUAAUCAACAACGACGUGAAUGCCCGAGUUUCUGACUUGACGGUCAUCUGCCACCGUCAGGAAAUCAUACGAUAUUGCUUCUCAAAUGAAUCCCUCAUUUAAUUUUCCCCAAUUCAUUAAUCCACGACCAAGUACCUUUUCGAGAUCUUCUCCGCACAACGAAACGCUUUCUCUGACUUCUCUGACCUCUUCCCGCUAUAUUUUCUAGUAGCUGGAAGGAAUUUACUCCUUCUUUGAUCGCUUUAAACCCGCUUUCGUCUGCAUUUCAUCGGCGCAAGUUAAAGGCUCGUGCUAAGGUUGAAACGUUAACAACAUGAUCUUUCCUCUUUGAAAAACCAAAUCUUGAUGGGUUGACUCGAGCGCCAGUACUAUCUGUACUAUCGACCAAAUCAUAAAUAGCUAUAAAUAAUCGGCCCUGCUACUUCCAAACGUCAUCUUUACAUAAAAAGCAUAAAAUUUUGACUUGCCGUGAAUUAUAUCUGUCGUAAAACCAUUUAGUCACUGAUACUGCGUACGAUAUUACCUUUGUUUGGCAAGCGAGGGUCCAAAGACUGAAGAUGCUUUUCCCGACGAACGCGCCACUUUCGUGCCGGCUUUCAAAUUCGCGCGAGAUCGCAUUGUGAUACAAAUAGUAUCUGUCUUUCAUCUCCGCUCGUCUUCCAUCAGUGACGCAAAGUACACAAGUCAUGACAGAUUAGUGGCUAUUAAUUGAAUCCUAAUUAGGUUUUUACAAGGACACCGGAAACUGAAACUUUCUCCCUGUGGUGAAUUUCAAAGUCGUAUGAAUCUCGUCAUGAUGAACGCAAUUUGCGCUCCGCUUUCAGCUGUGAUACGUCUCGGAUUUCUACCCUUUUUAUACAUGGGCGCUAAAAGUACAGUUGAUAUAAAAUACACUCAAGGUUUGAAUUCGUAGCUAAUGCCGACCCUCCCACGAGUGUAUUUCGCCAAGGUUUUGUAGUUGUUUACGGGGGUGAUGGCCUUCCAUAGGCCAGGCCACCUGGUUUCUGAGUUGCGUAGAUCGUUCUGUACAUUCAUUUUAACUGAGAUGCUGCCUACUAAAAGUACAAAAUUUAUGUCCUUAAUGUAUCGGGGGUUCUGCGCUGUCACAAUUACCCUGCAAUUUGCAACCGUAUUCAGUUAAAAGAUCACUCAAAAAAGUGGUCUCGGUCGCUCAUAAGAGGUGGUCCUGGGAAUCAUGCCCCUCCUGUUUAAUUGAUUGAAAGUGAUAUAAUACAAGGAGAACUAGAUGUUAGUCUUAUCUGCUUCUCUCAAUAGAUGUCCGCUUAGUCAAUGGUACAGAUUCCAUCCUGCAAGGCCGAGUGGAAGUAUUUAACAAUGGAACCUGGGGAACAGUGUGUGAUGACUCGUGGAACCUCACAAACGCUAACGUAGUUUGCAGAGAGCUUGGAGUUGAACGAGCUGUAAAAGCACACGUGUCUGCGACUUUUGGUCAAGGAAAUGGAACAAUAUGGAUGGAUGACGUAAGGUGUAGUGGUAAUGAAAGAUUAUUGACAGAGUGUCGUCACAACGGCUGGGGAAAACAAAACUGUGAUCAUAGUCAAGACGCAGGUGUAGUUUGCUCCUCAGGUGAGAAAGAAGGUCGUUUUAUGGCAAGAAACGUUUGGACCAAACGAUCCGCAGUACCAUGUAAGCAUAAGGGUACCGUAUUGGUACUUAAUUGGUACUUAAUUUCGCGAUUUUAAAUUAAAGAUUCGCGAGAUUAAUUAAAGACCCGCGAAUAAAAAUUUAGGACGCGUUUUUUUGGGGGAAUCCAAAUGCGGAUUAGCCUGCGAGCAAGCUCUCCUAUUUGGGCAAGCGAAGUGAGCCUCGCGAGACUCGCGUCACUCGCCCAAAUAGGAGAGCUUGCUCGCAGGCUAAAUGCGGAUCAGUUCCGAAUCCAAAAACGGAAUUGCGUGUUUUUGGGCAAAUCCAAGAACACAUCAUGAAUCCAUAAAAUCCACACUCAGGGUGGAUUCUUCGGACAUGACGGGCUUUGCUCACCAAAAAAAAUUAUGCAAAUUAGGCUAAGGGUAGAUUGAAUCUACCCAUGGCUUAUGAUUAACUGAAACGGGAGAUCACAAUUCGCGCCUUCAUACGACUGAGGUGUUACUUUGGGAUCCUCGGUAAUUACUUUUUUCGCACUUGCCGGCAUCCAAAAACACCCGGCGUGGGAAUCACGAGACGUGUAAAUAAGACAUUUCUUGACAUAAUAAAAAGGUUUUCCAGAUACGGACGCGCAUUUGUUGGCUUUACUCGCGUGGAGACACACGUCAACCCUUUGCCGACUCAUAAAAUAUUAAUAGAAGCUAAGGUUUACCACCCGAGAAACAUUUUAAUGACGGCCUAAAUCUAUUCUUACGGGAGGAAUGAAAUUAUUUGCAAUUAUGUCGAUCGAACAGUAUACUAUCUUCUUUCUAUUACUGUGUAGUCGGCUGGAACAUUACACAAAACGGCGUCAGCAACGAGGUUCGAUGUGAUAAAUUAAGUACAUUUACUUACCUGUGAUAAAUUAAUGUUUACUCAAUGAGAAUGAUUUAAUCCCAGAGAAACUACGAUUCCCGAAACAGGAACAUUUGGAAUUCUUGGACAUCAGUAACUACAACUGACUUAUAACCCCAUAACAGCUUCAUUUUAAUAGCGACUUGAUUCUAUAAUAAUAAACCGUGAGAUCUAACGCAAAGCUCACAGGGUACGGCGAAGGGAAGGUAACCAGAGGGUUUGAAGUAAUCUCGGGAACUUAACCCUAAGAUUCUAUUUUGCUAAAGUAAUGCUUUGAUUUAUUUAACGUACGAUAAUUGACUCGGUUGUGUUUUACAAACACAUUUUUUUACAACCCAAGCUUCUUAAUUAAGCCAGAGAAGGGAAUUUUUUGUCGUCGAUUUUCAUUGACAAAACCAUUUGUAAGAACUACUGGACAUGUGAGUGUUAUAACUUUUCAUUUGACGUUUUACAGUACGGAUAGCUCGGUAACAAGCGACAAGAUAAUUUCAUUUUUACAUACAUAUAUUAGCAUCGUUUGAAUUUAACGAAUAAUACUAAUAAUAAAAACGUUUUGAUGGUGUUAUCAUGAUUUUGGUUAAAACAAUUUUGUCACAUUGUGUCGCUGAAAGUUUAUCUCAUUACCCAAGCAAUAAUUGUAACUAAAGUAAAUUCUAUGUGAAUUUCUGAAAGAAAACUAAAGCAAAUCAGUGUACACUCCAUCACCUUCUGCAAAUUAUAGCCCCGUGUCAAAGAAAAAUAGUUUUAAAUCACUCAAUAAUGAUGUUGAUAAUAAUAGCAAUAAACAAUAAUAAUAAUAAUCCGAAACAGAACCAGUUAGUACAAAAUGAAAAUGACGAAAAUUAGGUCCUGUCAUCAGAUAACAACAGUCCACAAAUGAACUGACUACCCAAGAGAAACAGAACCAGUUAGUACAGAAUGAAAAUGAUGAAAAUUAGGUCCUGUCAUCAGAUAACAACAGUCCACAAAUGAACUGACUACCCAAGAGAAACAGAACCAGUUAGUACAGAAUGAAAAUGAUGAAAAUUAGGUCCUGUCAUCAGAUAACAACAGUCCACAAAUGAACUGACUACCCAAGAGAAACAGAACCAGUUAGUACAGAAUGAAAAUGAUGAAAAUUAGGUCCUGUCAUCAGAUAACAACAGCCCAUAAAGAACUGACUACCCAAGAGAAACAGAACCAGUUAGUACAAAAUGAAAACUGUGAUGAAAAUUAGGUUCUGCCAUCAGAUAACAACAGCCCAUAAAUGAGCUGACUACCCAAGAGAAACAGAACCAGUUAGUACAAAAUGAAAACUGUGAUGAAAAUUAGGUUCUGUCAUCAGAUAACAACAGUCCACAAAUGAACUGACUACCCAAGAGAAACAGAACCAGUUAGUACAAAAUGAAAAUGAUGAAAAUUAGGUCCUGUCAUCAGAUAACAACAGCCCAUAAAUGAACUGACUACCCAAGAGAAACAGAACCAGUUAGUACAAAAUGAAAACUGUGAUGAAAAUUAGGUCUUGUCAUUAGACUACCCAAGAGAAACAGUACCAGUUAGUUUAAAAUAAUAAUGAUAAAAAUUAGGUUUUGUCAUCAGAUAACAACAGCCCAUAAAUGAACUGACUACCCAAGAGAAACAAAACCAGUUAGUACAAAAUAAGCAUGAUAAAAAUUAGAUUUUGCCAUUAGAUAACAAAAGCCCAUAAAUAAACUGACUACCGAAGAGAAACAGAAUAAUAAAGCUAAAUGAUUUCUUUAAAUUGAAGUGACCAGAAAACAGAAAUACCUCACUGUAUUGGGAAUAAUUUGACUAAAAACAAACUUACCUCAAGUCUAAUAUCACUAAUAUGUAACUUAAGUCCGUAACAGAAUUUACAAGGCCAUCCGGUGGAAUGAUAUUCUGGCGAAGAACAUCAGUGAUCAAACGAACGUGGAAGCGACGUACACAGUAGCUGGCAUCAUGUUGAAUUCCACUUCGGCAUAGGCCGAUUUGGCGGGUUCAAGUUCCCGCGUUGCCACGUCUUUCGUCAGGAAAUCUCCUAAAUACUUCAUUUUUGGAGAAAACCGUCAGCCGGACUCCACAUAUUUCUUUUUUGAGUGCAUGCCAAUGCUUUUGGGGGUUGUAACCCUCGACAGACUCGAAAUGGGAAACGAAGACUCAUACCGUCGACGGUCGCCUUCACUUUAAAUGGUUUCGAAAUCAAAACCAUAGCGCUUUUGAACUUUGAAAGUCUAAGGUAGAAUAUUAAUUAAUUAGUAAGAAUUUAACUCGGUCACAUCGCAUGAUCGCUGCAUGACCAUCAAAAACAAAAAAAAUCGUACAUGUACGCUGCCGUCCAUUCAUUUGAGCGGCACUGGAAACAAGUUUUUGCGGCGCUUUGUCACACAUUUCCACAUGAAAUACCGGUCGCUCCUUCAAAAAUUUUAUCAAAGUGACAAAGGAAAUAUAAAAUUCUCUAACGUAAUGUCUUUUAACCCUCGCGUGCCCCGUCCAAAUCACCGGCAGUCCGAUCUGGAUUUGUUUAUCAUGUAAAUUACCCUACGGGUAGAUGACGCGAGCUUUUAUUUUUAAGAUACAUUUCGAAUGAUCAAAAUCUUUUUCAUUUUAAACAGAAAGGUCACGCCGCAAUAAAACGGUUGCGUGGGAUGCUGGCUCCUCGCCUUGCCUCGCGCUUAAAUGACGCGUCUCUCGCGGAUACUCGGUGUCUGGUUUACUUACUAUGUUCCGGUCGUAAUUAAUUUUAUGACACCAAGCAAACACCUUUCUAUCGCGUACUAGGGCAUCAAUUUCCGGCGCCUGCUGAGAUUUUUUUUCUUGAGCAAAGCUUCUCAUGAAAUCCAAAUCCGGAUUUUUGAGAUUCAAAAUCUGAGCGCUUUUUGGGGGAAGGAUUUGAAAAAAGUAUUUUUGGCAAGCGAUUUUUCGAACAAAAAUGGUACGCAACAGAUGCCGUACAUGUAUGACGUUCUAACUGAAUCUAUGUUGAUGGCGUCUUAAGUUUGAGCCAUAUUAGUUGCAUAAAAUUCCAUGUUUUUCAUCGAUUCACAUUAUUCGUAGACUUUUUUAUGAACCUUACUUGUCAUGUUUUUUGUACGUAUGUAGUGUCUGCUUUCGCCGGUUUAUUUUCCAAGUAAUUAAAAAAAACAACAACAACAACAAUUCAUCGACUUCAGUUUUAAAUUUUUAUAAUCUUACAAUCCUAAGGUGUAUUCUAUUCGAGAAACGUUUGUGUUUCAAACCGAAAUAUAUACAUUUCGUAUAUUCAUACCUAGCUCAUGUUACUUUUCCUUCUUGUCUUCGGCGCAGGAAUCAGUUUGUUUUUUGUUUUUUUUUUCUCUGUUUUUCUCAUCACGAGGAGCACCAGGACAUGCCGUUGUCUUCGUAAAUGAUCCUUUUUCAGAUCUUCCGUUUUUUUGUUAGGUGAAGAAUCCAUAAAAUCUGAGAUCACAAAUCUGUUUUUGGAUUCUCGCCGAAAAACCACACCCUUUGCCUAUUGAAAUCGCGAAUAUAAAACCCCGUGAAAUACGUAUGAGUGUCUCGCCAAAAUUUGCGAAAUUAGGUACCCGCGAAAUUAAGGACCAAUAACUAAAGGUAGAAGCUUGGAAACAAUGAUAAUUUUUGUUGUUCUGAUCGUUUUAGACACAGCAACAGACUAGAAAAUUAUCGUUUGUCUCGCAAUGUACAUGUCGUUUUCUCUGAUGAACCAUUCUCUCCUACAUAGAAGCAUAGCUAAUUGAGUGGAAUGGUUAUGAAACCCGUCAGACUCCUUUGUUAUAUGUUUUUGUGGACCUGAAAGUGCACAACGUUCAAAAGAAUUCCUAUCAUUUUGAUUGUAUUGACCAAUAAAAACGUUGCAUUAAUUUAUUCCGUAACAAUUUGCCAACAGAAAACAAAGGAUUGUGCACUUUCACGGUGCUUUGAACAUAAACUGCAGCACUGUUGUUUUUAUCAUUGAUGUUUGCCGCUUUUCAUAACCAGUCUCCUCUAAUAACUAUGAUAGAAGUAGCCGGUUUGCUGACAAAUCAAGCCAGCGGGACUAUCAGUCUAUUAUCGUAUCGAAGUGGAAAGGUGGAAAUGUGCAGGGGAACAAUCGUCCUUUUCUGAUUAGUGAGUGUGUGAAGUGUUAGAUGUAGUCAAACAAAUUUCACGAAGGGGUGAAGUAACCGAGACUAAGUAAUUGAAUAAGGCAAAGUAAACCUAGCCUUCUAAAGCUAAGCUCAAAUUAAGAUAGCCUAUAUCUGUCUAUGAUACAAAAUUUUUCAGAUGUCCGGUUGCUUGACGGUGGUGACUUCACUCAUCACAAGGGCCGUGUGGAAAUUUAUUACAAUGGGUCCUGGGGAACAGUGUGUGAUGAUGGCUGGGACCUUGCAGACGCUAACGUAGUUUGUCGACAGCUGGGAUUUGAAGGAGCUUUAAAAGCAACUAAGUUAGCGGCCUUCGGAGAAGGAACAGGAAAGAUAUGGAUGACUUACGUUCGGUGCACAGGAAGUGAGAGCGCAUUAAGGGAAUGCAGACACAGUGGCGUGGGAGGAUACAGUUUCUGUGGUCACUAUGAAGAUGCUGGUGUUGUUUGCAAUUAUGCAGGUCCUUUAUAUUUUAUAGUGGCCUUUAAUUAAUGGCCUUUUAUUUUCCCUUUUGUUGGCAAUACCAUAGAUUCCUAACCUGAAAACUUACAUUGUUAGAACUGGUGCUUUCCAAUGCUUCCAAGUUGAUAUCCUUCAGUUUUGUGUCUUAGUGAAUUCUUAAUUUAAUCAUUCUUUUUACAUUUCUUUCUAAUUCUAUCUGACCAGCACGUUUAGUACAUAAGCAGUCACACAGUGAAGGUUUAGUGCAAGUUUACUACAGAGACGUCUGGCACUGGGUGUGUGCUGAUCAGUGGGAUAAACAAGAUGCAGAUGUGGCUUGCAGAAUGAUGGAUUUUGAGGGAUCAUUAUCAGCUAAUUUUACACUUCAGGAGAAAAAGCGAAAAGGAGUGGGGUUGUGGCUGAUUAACAUGCAAUGUUCUGGACAUGAAUCUUCUCUCCUUUUGUGCGGCCAUGACAUUUCAGAGAGAUCACACAAAUGUAAAGGAAAAAGAGAAGCUGGUGUAAAGUGCAAACCAAAGGGUAAUAUAUAUCUGAAUAAUGUCUUUGUCUUCAAUACCGAUAAAAAAAUCAGGUCAAAUAUCCGUUGAAAAGAACGGAAACUCUCCCAGCGUGUCUUUGAUUUGUCUUGAUACGAAAGCAUGCGGGACUUUUUGGCGGUGAAAGCAGCGGACACAACUCAGGUCCCCCCACGCAAGGGAGUUUUAUUAGCUGCUCCCUCUCGUAACAUGAGCCUUGUGUACCUGUGCACACACCUGCAGAAAUCCAGCCAAAAUAAGAAUCCACAAGAGAUCUAGAGUGAGCAACCUGUCAAACGUACAAAACAAAGAAACAAAGAAACAAACUGGGUAUACAUAAAACUUAAAAGCCGAGAUUUCAGCCUCUAAAAAAAGGGUAACUGAAAUGAUAGGCCUUUGUCAGGACGACAUUGAACCACAUAACCGUAUUUUAACUUUCUUUUGUUUUCGAUUAGGAGCCAAAACGACAAAUCUAACUUUGAAAAUAAUUUGUUCCACAACAGCUCGUUUAGUUGGUGCUGACAACAUGGAAUCUUUCGGUACUGGCCGAGUGGAAGUGUUUUACGAGGGAACUUGGAACCCAGUGUGCGGUGAAAGCUACUCAGAUGAUAUCUGGGAUCUGAAGCAUGCCAACAUAAUCUGUCGUCAACUUGGAUUUCCAGGAGCUCUGGUUUUCAGAACUGUUACAGCAACUGUCGGCAAAAACAAUUCAGAUCAAACAAAAAAUUGGUUUAAAGCGCGAUUAUGUGUGGGCAAUGAAACGUCGUUAACAAUGUGUCAUCGAAGCGGGUGGUCGAACUACUGUAGUAAUAACGAGGGUGCUCAUGUAGAGUGCAUUGCAGGUGAUUAACUUAAAAUCCUUUGCGAAGACAAUGAUUUAAGAUAUCCUUGAUAAGAAUAUACGAUCAAGAUAUUUCCCUCUACACUGUAAUUUUUAGGGAGUUAUUAUAACUCCAAAAAUGGAGUAAAAAUUUUAGGUACAGGAUAACCCCUUUUUUGGGGUUAUUUUAACUCCUAAUUUAACUCCGAAUUUGGGGUCAUUUUUACUCCUGAAAAAGAGUUCUUUUUACUCCCAGUCUUGGAGUUAACAUUACUCCGAAAUGGGGUUACUUGUACUCCUUACAGGGGUUGUUUUUACUCUUUUUGGAGUUAAUUUAACUCUGAAAGUGGAGUAAAAAUUUUAGGUACAGGAUAACUCCUUUUUUGGGGUUAUUUUAACUCCUCAAUAUCUGGGGUCACUUUUACUCCUGAAAAAGAGUUCUUUAAACUCCUUUUUGGAGCUAAAAUAACUCCAGGAAAAAUAACUCCACUGUAAGGAGUUAAAUUAGCCCCACUAGAGGAGUUAUUAUAACUCCCUGAAAAUUACAGUGUACAUUGUAAUGUAGCCAGUCAGGUACCGCACUAAUAUUUAUUUUUGUCUUCAUUUAUGCAUGAAUUACCUCGCAAAGUUGGUUACCUGAAGUUUUAGUGUACUUUUCACAUAUAUUAACUUUUAUUCUUACGUUCGACGUAAGAGGAACGCAACACAUAAUCUUGGGAUUCCUGUGGUACUUGGAUGUCCCGUAGUGCUCAAGAGUGACCUUUUCAGGAAGCAUUUUUCGUCGUACUUCUGCAUUUUGUGCGCCAUUUUGAAUAAUACAUUUACUCCGAGUUCCAGAAAAUAUCACUUUCACUGCUACACGUAUACCUUUCUCUGCUAAUAUACAGGUCAAAUCGAGCUGUAACUUCCUAGAAAGACACAAAUAAAUACAGUUAACACUAUUUUGUGCCGUGAGGAAUUUACCCGUGCGUUUGAGUCUAUCAGUGAGUAUUUUUAUAUAUUUGUAGUUUUUGCUUCUCACGUGCACGAAAAAUAUGCACAUUCUGGGAUAAAGUACAUAUAAAGAAUUUUACUCACGUAUCAGUGAUUAUGUUUAUCACAUAUGUAAUGCUUUAUCCUCGUCUGAUAAAUCUACGGCGGAUUUUGUUGAUUAGACCAUCUCGGCCGCCAAGAAAGUAAAAUAUGAUGAAUUGACCUACAUGAACUGAAAUUAGGCAGAUGAACAGUUAGUUCGCAUAAUGUAAAAAGAUUUUUCUGUUUCACCUGUCGUUCCUAUAAUCAUUUUCACAUCAAGUUGUGUCACGCAGGAAGCCAGUUUUACCUUCGAGGUCAUCUUGCUUUAAUUUAAAGUUUGGAGUGAUAUGUUUAAUUAUCUUUUUCACAAAAUAGGAUUUUUUGCGAGUUGUACUUCACAUUUUGAUCUACCAUAGUUGAAGCCGUUUACGCGAAGAGUAUAGAAAGAAUGUUUACUUUGUAAAAAGUUUUUCGUGAUCUAAGUUUCCCUACUUUAAAAUAUAAUGCUUGACGGUAUAAAGUUUAACGUGGAGCUAUGAAGAAAAGUUAUUAACUCGAACGCACUUAUUAAUCGAUGAUUACCUGAAUAGUAUUUAUAUAAAUGCUGAGAUGCAAUCACUGAAAAACUAAGUCGUAAACUUUCAAACGCGAAUGAGUUAUAGCCAAUCAGAGGAACUAACGCUGUUUUUAUCACGUGAGAAAAAUAGUACGUCCAAUCAGAAUCGCAAAUGAUAUCAUUUCACGGGUGUGAAAAAAAGGCGUCUCAAUCAAAAGCCACGGAGGUGUGAGAGUCUCGUGCAAAGUUUCCCGCCUUUUAUGGGUGCUUUCAGCGCUUCACUGCUACGACCUCUCUCGCGGUCAUUCAAAGACAAAAUUGGUUGAGACUAUAAAGGAGAGUUUUUCUCGUAGACAAGUGAGCAAUUCAGUGACAUUUCGAGAAUAGCUUCCUUCAUCCAUUGUAACGGAAGAAAAUUGUCUGUUAGCCUGCAAAACGACAGCUUGAUAUAUAAUUUUGCCUUGUGUUAUUCCAACCGGCUUUUCCACACCAAUUGCCGCUGAUUUUGCAAUCGAUCAUUUUUAACUGAUUUUAAAAAAAAGUUGAGAUCACUUGUGGUUCCUGUGUUAUUUAUAUCAGUUACCCUUGUUAUAAUUUCAGUCUAUUUUUGUCGAAAUAUUAAGUUCACUUGUUUUCUUUGUCAUUUUUUUUGUGUAGCGGCUAGUUUUAACAUUUUAGCUUUAAAAAAAGAGUAAUAUAAAAGACUGGUGGAAGAAUGAUGAAUGUCUCAGUAUAUGCACCUAAUAAACACAUUACGACAUGGAAGGUGCUUUGUACGAUAUUUAUUUACUUGUGUUUUUGUAUGAAAUAUGGAACAAGUGAGCGUAACUGGCGAACGAAUGAGAUUUCUUAAUACACGAUAUUAACUUAUGCAUAAAUUCUGCACCUUUCUGUCCUUUCAUAGCUCGUCUUGUCAGUGGUCGUACAUCCAGUGAAGGACUUGUUCAAGUUUACUACGACAAAACUUGGGGCUGGGUGUGUGCUAAUCAAUGGGACAAACACGAUGCUGAUGUGGCUUGCAGAAUGCUGGACUUUGAUGGAGCGUUAACAGCAGAUAUUGUGUACACAGAAAAGAAGAAGAUUGGAGAGGGUCGGGUGUGGUUGAAGAGCUUGAGUUGCGUCGGAAAUGAACGUUCCUUAUUUGAGUGCGUUCAUGAAGGUCUCGGGUCACACGACUGUGAAGGUGAAAGGAAAGCUGGUGUACUAUGCCGAUCAAAAGGUGCGAAAUACGACUGAUCGGUAACAAAGAUAAAUGCGAGAUUUACAUUUGUGAAUCUACUCGUAGGCCAAUAACAAACCCUCAGUCUUUUAGCAGAUAGGAUAUAUGUGUAAAUUUGCUUGUGGUAGUUUCAACUGACUAAUAUUGUUAUUAAAAAAAAAUUCUGACUUCUGCACUAUGCAUUUAAAGUUCCUUUUUAAAUUUUUUUUUUAUUUAUUUAUUUUUUUUAUUUUCCUUAUUUUACUCUUAUAUCAGGCGAAGAGCCAUACCAUGGAUGUACUGAUAUUAAACCGUUAUCAUUAUUAUUAUUAUUAUUAAAGUUGCAGCUAACUUUUCUUUUCACGGCAGUUCGAUUGGUUGGUGGAGGUAAUGUGACGUCGCAAGGCCGAGUGGAAGUGUUUCAUAGAGGAACCUGGGGAAGAGUUUGUUUUGACUACUGGGAUUCAAGGGACGCUAACGUGGUUUGCAGACAACUCGGCUUCGAAGGAGCUUUGUCAGCGAUAUCGAGUGCGGCUUUUGGAAAAGGAAAAGGAAUUGUGUGGAUGGAUAACGUAAACUGUGCAGGGAAUGAGAGCUCAUUAACAGAAUGUGAACACAAUCAAGGACCAUCAGUGUACUGUAGUCGUUAUGAAUUCGCAGGUGUGGUAUGCACGACAGGUAGGAAAAUAUUUUUCACUGUUUUUGAUUAAGCUAUUCCACGGUUACUUAGUCUCAAUAGUGAGCAUCACGGCAGAACAACUGGGAGUUCGCACACCGCGCUUAAUGCGAGGGCAAGAGAGGCCGGUCACUCUUUUUUCUGCAACGGUAAGCAAACUCUGGAAUUGAGCUUACUUUUAAAAUUAAGGACUUCUAGUUCAUGCAAUUAAUGUUUUAAAGCUAGUUUAUACAGACAUUUUCUGUCUUUUCAAGAAAGGCACAAGCAGCUGGCAACGUUUCAAACUUGUAGUUUUUAGACUUUUCCUAUUUGUUUAUAUGUAGUUUCUAGCCUUAUCCACUUAUAAUUAAUUUUACUUUUUUAUAUAUAUUUUUAACAUUUUUAUAUUUUUAAUUCCAUAGGUGAGGACCACAAGUUUAUUAGUGUUUUUCCCCUAUUACGUGUCACCCUCGUUUAAGUCCCAAUAGUGACCAACAGCAAUUUUCUCCUCACGAUAUCCAUGCAUUGUCAUGAGAUGAGGUUACGAGAAUUAAUAAAAUGAUCACCCAAGAGAAAAUGCCUUGAUCUUUUAUCAAAUUCUCUUAACUAAUUCUUAAAGGAAAUGUAUAGAGAUCAGUUUGGAGAAUUUGUGUGUGGAUAUUGGGACUUAAAUGUUUAAAUAAAGUUUGCUUGAUUGAUUUAUUGUUUGAUUAAAAAUUGAUUUAACCAAUCAACGUUACUGUGAUCAUUUACAUUUAACUUCGAAACAAAGUACUUGACUGUAGACCCUACCUCUCAUGCUUUUUUUUUUUUUCGUCAGCUCGUUUAGUUGAAGGAAAAUCUCUCCGAGAAGGACUGGUGCAAGUUUACCAUAACAACACUUGGGGCUGGGUUUGUGCAGAUCAGUGGGACAAACACGAUGCUGAUGUGGCUUGCAGAAUGCUGGGCUUUCAUGGAUCACUGUCUGCGUUUUAUGAUAGAGAAAAAACCAUUCAGGCGAAACCCACAGCAUGGCUUAAUAGCAUGCAAUGUACUGGAAACGAAAGUUCUCUCUUUUUAUGUGAGCAUGGCGGUUUAGGAACACGUGACUGCAGGGUUAAAGCUGGUGUUGUAUGUCAGCCAAAGGGUAAGAUAAAAGCAGAAAGAAAAGUACUAGACAUUUAGAAUUUAAAAUUUAUUGUUCUAAUACUUUUAAGACGCACCGUGUGAUUGUGAUGUAUUGGAAGACCGUAUUGCCCGUUGACAGACAUACCUCAUUUAAAUACUGAAUUUGUUACAGGUUAACAAUAUUAUUGUUAUUUGAAAGCGAGGUGAAUAAUGGCAGAAUGCCGUGGGUAACUACUGCUGGUGCCAACAUUCAGCAACAUUUCAAAGAAUAAUGAUUAAGUUUAUUUACAACGGCAAAAUGAUAUUCAUCGUCGCAAAAAAAAAAAGAAACAGUUCCAGGCAGCCCUCAUAUAUUUGCUGCCAUUUACUGCCGCUCUAGACUUGGUUUAAGUCAUCAAUCGAGUGAAAUGCAUUAUAGGAUAAAGAAUUUUGCACUUUUUGACUCCAAAUGUCGACAUAAUUUAAGAAACGUGAGUAAAGUUACUUGCCGUAUGCUUUAAGCGUGGUCAUUUGCGUUUUGGUAACGUUUUAAAUCGCUUGAAGUAAGCUUCCCCACGUUUUCUUCUCGAUAUUUGUAGCAAACUAUGGUCAGCUAUAGCGUGAACGGUUUCCAGUAAUUCAAGCGGAUGUUCUUUUGAUGGCAACUUCGCAGCCUUCCCCCGCAUAAUUAAAAAUCUGGUUAACAGUUUGCUCGGAGCAGUUUGCAAACGUUGCAAGCAUCCUUGAAGGCUAUCAAUGACUACUCUUAGUCUUUUUUCGCACGCGAACUUGUUAGCGAGUUUUCUUGUUCAUCUUGCUCUGUUGAACUGCAAAUCGCUGUAUUUACUCCUCCCAUUCUUAAAAUAGAUAAAUUAAUAAAUUAAUAAAUAACGAUAACCGUUUAAAAUCUUUCCUUCCUUUAAUCACAGUUAGAUUGGUUGGUUGGGGUAAUGCUACAUCUCAAGGCCGAGUUCAAAUGCUUUUCAAUGGAUCAUGGGCAGGAGUUUGCGGUACCCACUGGGAUAUAAAGGAAGCCAACGUGGUUUGCCGUCAGCUUGAGUUUCAAGGAGCUGUGGCAGCAGCUACAUCCUCGGAUUUCCCAGGAACAAAAUUGAUGUAUGGAAUUCAGUGUGCAGGAAAUGAGAUGUCAUUAAUACAGUGUCGCCACGAGAUUUUUAACGGCUCCUAUUGUUUAUACAAGGAGGCUUGUGUAGUAUGCAUAUCAGGUACGUACAGCGUAGAAGUAAAGGCUGUGUCGUGCUGA